UUGCUUUUUAUUUCUUCGUCCACUCCUGGCUUCGUCUGUCUCUCUCUUUCUCUGCGGCAACAAACAAAGCUAACACCUUAUUUUCUCUCACUACUCCAACGAACAAACAAACACCUCUUUCUCUCUCUCUCUCUCUCUGCUUACGCUUCUCUCUCUAGGGUUUGGAGCUUCCACGCCAACACUCCCUCACGAGAGAGAAGCGUCUUACGCAGAAUUUCAGUAGGGUUUUUGCUCCUCCUUCAUGCGAAUUCCAUUCAAACUCCCACUCAUUGUGAUCGAGCGAGUUUCGCUUUUCACCGUCGCACGAAGAAGGGCCUGCUACCUCGAGCUCGGAAUUUCGUUUCGCGAAGGGAAUUCGUCGUCGAUUUCGCUUGCUUGCUGAGGUAGAAGAAUUAUAGGCACUGAUAUAUGUAGAUAGUAGUGGCUUAUUUGAAUUAUACUGUGGCAAGCCUGGUGGCCGAAUGUUGCUUGGUGCUGCUCAAUGAUAGUUGCUAUGGAUUUGAAUGCCUCGCCUGUGCCGGAGGAAGAUGAAGAUGCUUUUGAGAGCCAGGUCGAAGAGUACCAUGCGCCAGAAGAGCGCAUGGAAACUUCAGUUGAUAUUGCUCGCCGGGAACGUGAAGAAAGAAAGAGAAGGUUGAAAAGAGAACGUUCGGAUGACAAACCUGUGCAAGUAUCACAUUCACCUGGACCUGAUCAGCUAUUUCAUACUAAAAUCCUUAAAACAUAUGAUAGAAGUAAGCUUCCCCCAGGUUGGUUGGAUUGCCCUUCAUUUGGCCAGGAAAUUUUUUGCAUGAUACCUUCCAAGGUUCCACUUGGUGAAUCAUUCAAUGACUACAUCAUUCCUGGUAAAAGAUACUCAUUUAAACAAGUGAUACAUCAACAGAGAGUUUUAGGGAGAAAACUUGGUCUGGUAAUUGAUUUGACAAAUACUUCCCGAUACUAUCCAGUAGCAGAUCUUAAAAAGGAGGGUAUCAAGCAUGUUAAGAUUCAAUGCAAGGGCCGCAAUUCUGUACCUGAUAAUGUAUCUGUUAAUCAUUUUGUCUAUGAGGUUACGCAAUUUAUAUCACGUCAAAAACACUCGAGAAAGUAUAUACUUGUUCAUUGUACACAUGGUCAUAAUCGUACAGGAUACAUGAUCAUCCAUUAUCUGAUGCGCACAAUGUCAAUGUCUGUUACUCAGGCAAUAAAAAUAUUUUCGGAUGCACGCCCUCCAGGAAUCUAUAAACCUGAGUACAUUGAUGCAUUAUAUGCAUUUUAUCAUGAAAAAAAGCCUGAAAUGAUAGUUUGUCCCCCUACCCCCGAGUGGAAGAGAGCUCCUGAACUUGUUGAUCUCAAUGGUGAAGCAGUGCCAGAUGAUGACGAUGAUGAUGGAGUACCAGGCUCUCCUUUGCAUGAGAAUCAUGAGACUGACACAAUAAUGACAAAUGACGAUGUUUUGGGAGAUGAGAUACCUAAUGAUCAGCAAGAUGCAUUUCGCCAGUUCUGCUUUCAAACGCUCAGACUAGGUGUUGGGGCCAGAGGGCACAUGCAAUUUCCUGGAUCACACCCAGUUUCUUUAAACAGGGAGAAUUUACAACUGUUACGACAGCGUUAUUAUUAUGCGACAUGGAAAGCUGAUGGAACAAGAUAUAUGAUGCUAAUCACUAUGGAUGGAUGUUACUUGAUUGAUAGAAGCUUCAAUUUUCGAAGGGUCCAAAUGAGGUUUCCUUGCAGGAUUACGAAUGAUGGCAUGGCUGAGAAGACACACCACUUCACAUUACUUGAUGGGGAGAUGAUUAUUGAUAGAUUGCCAGAUUCAAAAAAGCAGGAACGGAGAUACCUCAUAUAUGACCUGAUGGCAGUCAAUGGAGUAUCAGUAAUAGAGCGGCCAUUUUAUGAACGGUGGAAGAUGCUUGAGAAAGAAGUGAUUGAACCCAGGAAUCAUGAACGCUUUCAGAGCAGAAAUCCUUACUACAGAUAUGACAUGGAACCAUUCAGGGUAAGGAGGAAAGAUUUUUGGUUGCUCUCUACUGUCACGAAGCUUUUAAACGAAUUCAUUCCAAAACUCUCACAUGAUGCAGAUGGUCUCAUAUUUCAGGGUUGGGACGAUCCCUACAUACCACGCACUCAUGAAGGCCUCUUAAAGUGGAAAUAUGCUGAUCUGAAUUCAGUUGAUUUUCUCUUUGAGAUUGAUAAUGAUUGUCAGCUACUUUUUCUCUAUGAACGAGGAAAAAAGAAACUCAUGGAAGGGUACAGGGUUGUAUUCGAAGAAGGUUCGGAUCCCUUGCAUUUUUCUGGAAAGAUCAUUGAAUGUUCUUGGGAUUCUGAUAGACUGGAAUGGAUAUACAAACGAGUCAGAACAGAUAAAUCAACUCCAAAUGACUUUAAUACUUAUAGAAAGGUGAUGCGAAGUAUAAGAGACAAUAUCACAGAGGAUAUCCUGCUGAAUGAAAUAAAUGAGAUAAUUCGCCUUCCCAUGUAUGCCGACAGGAUAAGAAUCGAUAGCAAAGCCCAUCACCACACCAAUAUGGCACGGCGAAGGUAAUCAAUCAGAAAUUCUGGGCAUGUAAAUUUUUCACUGGUGGGAGAAUCGUCGAAUGUUGUAAGUGUAUUACAUCAGGUGUAAACAAAAUCAAAUGUAUCCACUGUUGUCUGUCCGUGGCCAUCAUCCAAAGGUUCCUCAUAUUAUGUAAUUAGUUAGUCUUACAACUCCUUAGUUGAUCCUUCAGAUAGUACAGCCCAAAUUCUGGCCUAAGCCAUUUCCUAUGGUUAUCCAUUUGUAAAGUUAGGUUUAGGAUCGCAGUGUAUAAUGUCUUAUAAUUUUUCUUUCUAGUAGUGAUUAUAACUUGUUCAAAGGGUAGUUGUUUCUUAGAGUUAAAAGUUCCAUUACAUUGGUUAGAAAAUUCCCUGUAUGUGAAUAUUAGCUUGGGAAAUACUAACUAGCUUUACAAUUUCUCCAAUUUGGAUGGUAUUCUGUAUUUUGCCUUCUCAGUGUAAAUUACGUUAGCUAAGCCGAAACACACUACAGCUUAUUCUUCUCUA
This is a messenger RNA of Cajanus cajan (pigeon pea), 3021 nucleotides long. NCBI's taxonomy places the organism in Eukaryota, Viridiplantae, Streptophyta, Magnoliopsida, Fabales, Fabaceae. The record is from RefSeq and is a predicted model, not a curated record.